UUCCUCAUCCCCUACUUCAUCAUGCUCUUCAUCAUGGGGCUGCCCCUCUUCCUGAUGGAGCUGAGCCUGGGCCAGUACGGGGCUGCGGGGCCCAUCACUGUCUGGAAGUGCUGCCCACUCCUCAAAGGCGUUGGCGUUGCCAUGCUCAUCGUGGCCUCCCUGGUGUCCCUCUACUACAACGUCAUCAUCGCCUGGGCUUUCUACUACCUGGGCUCCUCCUUCCAGAGCCCCCUGCCCUGGUCCUGCCAUGCCCCCAGGAACGUGGACCUCUGCCAGAACACGUCUGGGACAACCAGCUGGGUCAGCGCCAGCGAGGUUUUCUGGAAUGAGCAGGUCCUGGGGGUGACACACAGCUCUGGCCUUGGGGACCCCGGCCCCGUGCAGUGGCCCCUCGCCCUCUGCCUGCUGGCGGCCUGGACCCUCAUCUUCCUCUGCAUGCUGAAGGGCAUCCGCAGCUCUGGCAAGGUGGUGUAUUUCACCGCCACCUUCCCCUACCUGGUCAUCUUCAUCCUCAUCAUCCGGGGGGCCACGCUGGAGGGCUCCCUCAGCGGCGUCAGCUUCUACCUCUCCUCGGACUGGAGCAGGCUGCAGAGCGCCCAGGUGUGGAGCGACGCGGCCUCGCAGAUCUUUUACUCCCUGGGCAUUGGGUUCGGGGGGCUGCUCUCCAUGGCCUCCUACAACAGGUUUGACAACAACGUCAUCCGGGACACCUUGGUCAUCGCCAUCGGGAACUGCUGCACCAGCUUCUUCGCCGGCUUCGCCAUCUUCUCAGUGCUGGGACACAUGGCCUGGAGGAAAAACGUCCCCGUGGGCAGCGUUGUCACCUCAGGCCCUGGGCUGGCGUUCGUGGCGUACCCUGAAGCCCUCUCCCUCCUGCCCGGCUCCCCUUUCUGGUCCAUCCUCUUCUUCCUCAUGCUCCUCACGUUGGGAGUGGACACUUUGUUUGGGAACAUCGAGGGCAUCACCACUGCCAUCCUGGAUGAGUUCCCAGCCCUGCGCGACUGGAGGAGGAAGAUGGUGUUGCUGGGUGUGCUCUGCACCUCCUUCUACCUGCUGGGGCUCCUGCUGGUCACCCAGGGUGGCAUCUUCUGGUUCACCCUCAUUGACACCUACAGCACCGGCUUCGGGCUCAUCAUCGUCGCCCUCUUCAUGUGUCUGGGCAUCGCCUUCUGCUACGGUGUGGACCAGUUCUGCCGGGACAUCGUGGACAUGAUCUGCCGGUGCCCGCCCUGGUGCAGCCACAUGCUGGGCUACUUCAAGGUGUGCUGGGCCUUCUUCACCCCCUGCCUGCUGCUGUUCACGCUCAUCUACACCUUCCUGGAAAUGUAUGGUGUCCCCCUGCGCUACGGCACCUACGAGUACCCCUCCUGGGGUGUGAGCCUGGGGGUCUGCAUGGGCCUCCUCACCUGCCUGCAGAUCCCGCUGUGGGCCACCGUGGCCCUGUGCCGCGAGUCGGGGACGCUGAGCGACCGCUUCCAGAAGGCCACCCAACCCUUGCACUCCUGGAGGACGGCCACCUCCCGGGACGUGGCCGGAGCCGUCGUGGACGUCCCGUUCACCAUCACCCUGACCAGCAGCGACUUCAACGUGCUGCCCCACGGCACCAGCGAGGACUGACACCGGCCCCGGGGCCCCAUGUCCUCACUCAGAGCCCCCCAGGACCCACCUGGGGACGGGGACACCUUCCCAGGGGCUGGCUCUUGGUGCAGGUGACGUCCCCUUGUGCCGGCGCCGUUGCCAACCACCGAGCCCAGGACAUAUUUUAACUCUUUUCUCCUAGAACCGUUCUGCCUGAUCCAAAGGUGUUUCCAGGGGACCCUCCACCAGCAGGACCCUCUGCCCAGGCCCUGCUCCACCUCUGGGUGGUUGUCACCUCUCGGAGCAGGUUGGGGACGGCCGUGUGUGUCCCUGGCCCCCAACCCAGCGCUCUCCGGGCAGCAUCCCUGCCAGCAGCAGCCCCCUCGGGCAGGGGACAAGCCCACCGUGGGGCUGGGAAUGGCUUGUGGACCCCCGGGGUGGGCUCCAGGCCCUACUGGCUACUCCCCAGGAGGUGCUGGUGGCCAGCAGUGCCGGGAGGGCUCGUAUCGCUGUGGCUGGGCUGGCCCAGCAGCCGAAUUGAGC
Molecule: messenger RNA, 2121 nt
Organism: Calidris pugnax (ruff)
Lineage: Eukaryota; Metazoa; Chordata; Aves; Charadriiformes; Scolopacidae
Product: sodium-dependent proline transporter-like
Exons: 13
Coding region: 22-1617 (531 amino acids)
Biological process (GO): sodium ion transmembrane transport
Cellular component (GO): membrane
Molecular function (GO): L-proline transmembrane transporter activity
Source: RefSeq, a predicted model, not a curated record